Molecule: messenger RNA, 1278 nt
Organism: Dentiscutata erythropus
Lineage: Eukaryota; Fungi; Glomeromycota; Glomeromycetes; Diversisporales; Gigasporaceae
Source: the annotation of a GenBank genome assembly
AUGAACGAACAUAUAUUAUUGCAAUCUUCGAAAAAACGGCGCGGAAGACCUCCAACAACGGUCGCAAGCAAAAUUCGCUCGACUUUUUCAAAUUGUCCCAUAGAGCAAACUUAUUUUCGAGAUUUUUCCGAUACUUUUAUUCCACAAAUAAAUUUUCCUGAUCUUUGGGCUUCACGAGGUACUAACGACGAAAACGGUGUGGAAAGCACAACUAUUGACCAGGUUAAUGAAACGACUGCACCACUUCGUUUAAAGCUGGUCGUACGUGAUGGUACCGACGACAAAUCCAAUAUGGCUUCAAUGAAGCCACCAAGAAAAAAGAAACCUAUUCCGAUGGAUCAUAAAGAAGAGUUGAACCUCUUAUUAAAAUUGGAAAAUAUUGAAAGACCUUUAUCGCCUAAAACGUAUAGGUUAAAAAGAAAAUUACAUCUCAGAAGGAUAAAACGAGGAUUAGGUUUAAAAAUUUUUGACAUUGACACGGUUGUUUCUGAUCAAAUGAGAUCAAAUUCUUCAUUAGAAUUAAUGGCAAUGACAGAAGAAAAUUCUCAUGAACCAAAGAAAAAUGAAGUUAAAAAUUUUGAAAUUAAAACUUCUGACAUUGAAUUUAUGGACCAGAUCACUAAAAUCACGCAUACCCCAUAUAAGAAUUCUUUUGCAUCAAGACUAUUUGGCAAUCCUCGUUUAGCAACUACUCUUACAGUAGAAGAGGCUUGGACUAGUCCCCUUCGUAGAAAGUUAAAGCCAUAUAUACGUAGAGAUUAUGAAACAAAGCCACCAAAACUAUGUUUAUUACAAGAAAUUGUCAAAUACGCUUAUCGCAAUGAGCCGGAUUGGCUGCCACCACCUUCUAGUCCUAUUGAUUUCUGUUAUUUUCAAAAGGAACAUUUGAAUCAAGUCAAUGAUUUACUACAGAGAUGUUUUUGGCCAAGUAUUGAUGUAUCUGAAAAUCUCCUUUUCCCAGAUUUUAGCGUUGUAGCCAUGUACAGGCGACUUGUGAUAGGAUGUGGGUUUAUGACACCGGAGGCUUAUAUCACGUACAUCGCUGUUGCACCCGGGUGGGAAAAAUCUGGAAUAGGACAAUUUAUGUUGUAUCACCUGGUUCAGACAAACAUAGGGAAAGAUGUAACUCUUCAUGUAUCAGCAAAUAAUCCAGCAAUGAUACUAUAUCAAAAGUUUGGCUUCAAACCCGAAGAAUUUAUCGUAAAUUUCUAUGACAAAUAUUUGCCUGAUGGGAGUUUAGGGUGUAAAAAUGCAUUUUUUGUACGGUUAAGGAGAUAG